Cetraspora pellucida is the source of this 6417-nucleotide messenger RNA. The record is from the annotation of a GenBank genome assembly. NCBI's taxonomy places the organism in Eukaryota, Fungi, Glomeromycota, Glomeromycetes, Diversisporales, Gigasporaceae.
AUGCGAAAUACAUCAAAAAAUGUUAAGCAAGUUUCAAGCAGUAGUGAUUUAGAUACAAGUGGGUCUGAAGAUGAUAAUUUAAAGCAAAAUUUAUCAAAACAAAAGAUAAGCGGACCGAUUUCGACUCCAACUAAAAAGUCCAAAUCAGCUCAAGAAACCAAAAAAAAUUAUAGCAAAGAUUCAAGUAGUAGUGACUCGAGUUCAAGUGAAUCCGAAAACGAUAGUGAUAAGGAAGAGGCCAAUAAUUUGGGGCCAAAUUCAUCAAAACCAAAAAUAGAUGAAUCUAUUUAUGCUCCAACUAAGAAGUCUAAGCCAGAUCAUAAAGAAAAUGGCCAAAAUAAGGGAAAAGAUUCCAGCAGCAGUGACUCGAGUUCAAGUGAAUCUGAAGACGAUAGUAAUAAGGAAGAAGCCAAUCAUUUGAAGCAAAAUGAAAAUGAUGGGCAAGAUUCAGGCAGUAGCGAUUCGAGUACAAGUGAAUCUGAUGAGGAAAAGGCCAACUAUUUGGGGCAAAAUUCCUCAAAACGAAAUGUAAGCGGACCGAUUUCUGCUCAAACUAAAAGAUCCAAACCAGAUCAUAAAGAAAAUGGCAAGAAAGAAAAUAUUGACCAAGAUUCAAGCAGUAGUGACUCGAGCGCAAGUGAAUCUGAAGACAACGAUAGAAAUGGACCUAUUUCUGCUCCAAUCAAAAAGUCAAAACCAGAUUAUGAAAAUGGCAAAAAUGAAAAUGAUGGACAAGAUUCAAGCAGCAGUGACUCGAAUACAAGUGAAUCUGAAGAGGACGAUAGUGACGACAGUGAUAAAGAAGAGGCCAAUUAUUUAGAUCAAAAUUCAUCAAAACGAAAGUUGAAAGGACCGAUUUCUUCUCUAACUAAAAAGUCCAAACCAAAUCAUGAAAAUAGCAAAAAUGAAAAUGAUGUGCAAGGUUCAAGCAGUGACUCGAGUGCAAGUGAAACUGAAGAAAACGAUAGUGACAAGGAAGAUACUAAUGACUUUGAGCAAAAUUCAUCCAAAAGAAAGGUAGAUGAAUUUUCUACACCGGCUAAAAAGCCAGUUAAAAAGCCAAAGGUUGAUGACAACAUGUCUUCAAGUAAUACAGUAUUCGUUGGUCGUCUCUCAUACAAUGUUGAUGCUGAUUGGUUAAAGGAUGAGAUGAAAGAUGCUGGAGAAAUAGUAGAUGUACGUAUAGUUUUUGAUAAGACAACUGGAACGUCGAAGGGGUUUGGAUAUAUAGAAUUUACUAGUCCUGAAGCAGCACAGAAUGCAUUAAAGUUCACGGGAAAAGAAAUUGAUGGCAGGUCUAUUCAUGUGGACCUUGCUAGCCCAAAAAAUGGUGCAAAUGGUGCUAGCUUCAAAAAUGGACAACAUAAAGACACAAGCGAAGUCAGUGAUACCCUCUUUGUCGGUAAUUUGUCUUUUAAGGCUACGGAAAAAAAUGUUCGUGAUGUUUUCAGUAGUUACGGGCAAAUUAUUUCGGUCAGACUCCCAACCGCUAUUGGUGCGGAGAAUCAUAAAGGCUUUGGCUAUGUUCAAUUUGCGGACAUUAGCAGUUCUCAGAAAGCCAUGGAAUUGAAUGGUACGGAAAUUGAAGGUCGUUAUAUUCGGCUCGAUUUUUCUUCGAGCAGACAAACAAAUGACAGAGGUUCUCGCUUCAACGGUCAUAAUGGUGGUCGCGGAAUGGGAUUCAGAGAAAUUGCACGGGGGGCGAAAUGCCUUAUCCGGAUGGAAGGCAAUCAAACUAUAAUUACUAGGCCAACAGACUCCAGUGAUCCUGGUAAUGCAAAAGCCGUCGCUAAAAAGGAUGCCGAAGAUGUCAAAGCUUUUACUUUCGAUAAAUCAUAUUGGUCCUUUGAUAAAAAUGAUCAUAAUUACGCUACUCAGGCACAUUUAUAUAACGACCUCGGAGAAGAACUUUUAAACCACGCUUUUGAAGGAUAUAAUACUUGUAUUUUUGCAUAUGGUCAGACUGGUGCUGGUAAAUCCUAUUCUAUGAUGGGAUACGGAGAAGAUAAAGGAAUUAUUCCCCUCACGUGUUGCGAGUUAUUCAAUCGAAUUGGCCGUAUGAAUGAUCCUAAUGUUACAUACCAAGUUCAAGUUUCUUAUAUUGAGAUUUACAACGAACGCGUUCGCGAUCUAUUGAAUCCUAAAAAUAAAGAAAAUCUUAAAGUUAGAGAACAUCCUGCUCUUGGGCCAUAUGUUGAAGACCUAUCCAAGUUAAUCGUCAACUCGUUUCAAGAUAUCGAAAAUUUAAUGGACGAGGGUAAUAAGGCAAGAACUGUGGCUGCAACAAACAUGAACGCAACUUCAAGUCGUUCGCAUGCCGUAUUUACAUUAUUACUAACGCAAAAACGUCAUGACGAGCAGACUAAUAUGGAUACCGAAAAAGUGUCUCGUAUUAGUCUUGUGGAUUUAGCCGGUUCAGAACGUGCUAAUGCUACAGGUGCAACCGGACAACGCCUAAAAGAAGGUGCUAAUAUUAAUAAAUCAUUAACCACACUGGGUAAAGUCAUUGCAGCUUUGGCUCAACAGUCUAGUGGUAGCUCCUCCAAAAAGGAUUCGUUCGUUCCUUAUAGAGACUCUGUCUUAACGUGGCUACUUAAAGACAGUUUGGGAGGUAACUCCAAAACAGCUAUGAUCGCUGCUAUUUCUCCAGCAGAUUAUGAUGAGACACUAAGCACUCUUCGCUAUGCUGAUGCCGCAAAACGUAUCAAAAACAAGGCUGUAGUUAAUGAAGAUCCUAAUGCGAGACUCAUUCGUGAACUUAAAGAAGAAUUGCAAAUGUUACGAAGCAAAUUGGGUGUCGAACCAGGCGACGUUCAUGACCCUAGUGUUCCUGAAAGUCAACAAGUCAUUGUAUUUAAAGAUCCCGAGGGUAACGUUAUUAAGAAAACGAAGGAAGAACUCUUCGAUCAAAUUCAAGCGUCAGAGAAGUUGAUGAAAGAAGUAAAUGAAACUUGGCAGGAAAAGAUAAGGCGUACGGAAGAAAUUCAACUGGAGCGAGAAAAAACGUUGGAAGAACUUGGAAUCAUGGUCGAAAAAAAUGCUGUUGGUGUACAUCCUCCUAAAAAGGUGCCACACCUUGUCAAUCUCAAUGAAGAUCCUCUUAUGUCGGAAUGUUUGGUUUAUCAAAUUAAGAAUGGAAUUACGCGCGUGGGCCGCCUUGAUUCAGAAACUCCAUCUGAUAUACGUCUAAGUGGUGAUAAAAUAUUGGACAAUCAUUGCCACUUUGAAAAUGAAAGGGGAGUGGUAACAUUGCACCCAUCCCCCGAAAGCACAACUAUGGUUAAUGGCCAGCGAAUAAGUAAGCCAAGGAAGUUGAAAUCGGGAUUUCGUGUCAUCCUUGGAGAUUUUCAUGUAUUCAGGUUUAAUAAUCCUGAAGAAGUUAGACGUGAACGUGAGAAAAUUAAUAAGCCUCCUUUACAAAUCAAUUCAAACAUCAUGCCUCCUAGUGGAAGUGUAGAUGACAUAAAAGCACCCGACUCCCCAACUUCAACGGCUUCUCUCAUGUCGGAGGCCGUUUUUGAUUGGAAUUAUGCAAGAAGAGAAGUGGCACUUAAGUAUUUGAGUAAUAACGGUCCUGAUGCACCAGCUCUUAGUUCUUUACCAGACGACGAUCUUCAGAGACUUAUGGAUGAUUUAAAAAAGAUCCAAAGCCUUAGAAAGAUUCGUCCUGAUAGUCGAAGUGGUGAUUUUGAUGACACUGCUUCAGAAAAAACUGCUUCAAUUGGUGACAACCUUGAGUCCUCGUAUGGUCCCGCUACACCAUCAAUCGAAUAUGAAGAGAAAAUUAGAGUCAUUAAAGAAGAGAUGCAACGGGAAUGCGAUAAUCUAAAACAAGAAUAUGAAGAAAAGAUGAAACUAAUAGAAACAUCAAACCUUGAAACAGAUGUUCUAAGAGCCGAGAAAAAACAGAUGGAAGAAAAACUUAAAAUGGUUCAAGAGGAAAUGAAAAGAGUUUUAGAAGCUCAAGCUCAAGAAUAUGUACAAAAAACGAAACGAUUGUCCGACGCUUCUCAAUAUACUUACUCACCUGAUACUCCGCCUUAUACAGAAGAACAAUUGCGUCUUAUUAGAAUGGCGCUUACAAAGUGGAGACGUCAGAGAUUUGUUCAGAUGGCAGAGGUCAUACUCAGUAACGCAGUCAUAUUAAAGGAAGCAAAUGUUAUUAGUAAAGAACUUGGUAAAAAAAUACUUUAUCAAUUUACCAUUAUUGAAGAUGAACCGUACACUAAUCCCGUAUCAUCUUGUGAGAGCACUUCAGCUUUGAAUCAAUACAAUCAUAAUGAAGAUACAUCAUUACACUUCUCUAAGAAACCAUGCAUUGGUGUUAAAGUUAUAGACACUAAAAAUGAUGUUAUAUAUAUAUGGUCACUUGAUAAACUUAAAAGUCGUCUACAAAAAAUGCGUAAUCUAUAUAAUUUUAUCGACCGCCCGCAAUAUAGCAAACAUUUUAAUUGGGAAGACCCUUUCUACGAAAAUCCUUCUCCACAAUAUACUUUUAUAGGUAGUUGUUCUAUCGGUUUGAUAUGCUUGCUUUUAAAAGCGGAAUACGAAUAUGAUGCACCGAUUAUUUGCCGAUACUCCGGUGAUCUUGCUGGUUAUUGUCGCAUUCGCAUUAAAUUUCUCACAGAGUUUGAAGAAUCAUCUUCAAAGGAUACACCAACAACAGAUGAUAAACAAAAAGAAAUAUCUCAGAAAUUAUUAGUUAAUAAAUUGGUUGUCUUUGAGGUUAGCAUUAUAGAACUUUGUGGUAUUUCGGAGUCACGAUACGACCAAGUUCACGUACAGUAUAAAUUGUCUUCCUUCGGGAAUGUUGCACCUCUUUCUUCCGGUGAACAUGUAUAUUGCACAGAACGUGCUAAUGAUUUCGGAAAUUCAAAAAUUACCUAUAACUACAAAAAAAAGUUAACUAUGGACGUAUCUCCCGCUAUGAUGGAGGUACUUACUAAUGGUGUGCUUACUUUCGAAGUAUUUGGCCGCGCCAAACGUAUUGUAUUAGACGAAAUAGAACGGUGGGAUAAUGAGAAAGAAUGUCCAUCCUAUAGAAAAAACAGUGAAAAUGUUACACCUGAAUCUUCAGUUCCUAGAGAGAGACGUUCGGAAGAAGAAUUGAUAGCAGAAGAAAAACAUGAUGUGGUUGCAUGGGUUCAAGUUUGCGAACUUGCUUCCACAGGGGAGUAUGUGCCAGUUCAAGUCCUUUCGCAAAAUUCUCUUGAUCCAGGUGCAUUUUUCUUACGACAAGGUCUUCAACGACGUAUUGUUCUAACGUUAACACAUAAUUCUGGUCGACAAUUUCCAUGGACUCGAGUGUCAAAAAUGGAAAUCGGUCGGGUACGGUUACUUGAUGGAAAGGGAAGAUUGUCUGAAUCACCAGUUCAGAAUGACAUACAGAUGAAUUUACUACCAACACAAACUGUCCAAUUUAAUAGAGAUGGAACCAGUGUUAUUGUAGUCCAAGCAUCAUGGGACAGUACACUUCAUGAUUCUAUUUUCCUGAACAGGACUACACAUUCUAGUAGUAGAGUUUUAUUAGGGCUCACAUGUUACGUAGAAGCCGAAAAAUGUGUGGAACCAAUUACCUUCUCGAUGGAUAUUGCAGUGCAAGUCCAAGGUCGUGAGGCUCGGCCACCAUCAAGGUUGAUACAACUAUUAAAUCAAUCCAAAGUAUUAUGGAAAUCUAGCGGGCUAUUUUCCGUCACACUUAAACCUCCAAUGACUCGAAAAAUUUCUGAACUUUGGCGGCUUAAUACCGCAAAUAAAUAUGUUCGUGGGGAAGAACUUUUGAUAGAUUGGAAACCUCGUGGAGUGUCAUUAGUCAAAGAUUAUAAAAAAAUUAGUGAACUUAUACGUAGAAGGGAAGCAGUUGAUUGUAUGAAACAAGUCAUUGCGUUAAAGGGAGCAAAAGAAUAUGAGCAAUUUAAAAGUGCCGAAGAUUUACGUAAAUAUGUUUUAACACUCUGGACGAAAAGAUGGGGAACAAUGAAAGAGAUCGUUAUAAACCAAGAGCCACCACUCUCAGGACUCCAUCAAGACAUAGAAUUGUCAAGGGGAAAGAAACCAACUAAAUUGGUUGCACAAGUUCGGAUGGUGGCAAAAACUGAUACGAUAACUAAAAAAGGGUAUCUAUUUACUCCUGAAGAUGCUAACGAUGAUCAUUGGGUUAAAAGGUGGUACGUCUUGAGAAGACCAUACCUAUUCAUCUACGAAUCACCUAAAGAAACUGAAGAACAAGGCGUUAUUAACUUGGCAUCAGUUAGAGUUGAUUAUAAGAGGGAUUUAGAAGAUAUGCUUCAGCGUCAACAUGUAUUCGCCAUAUACACCAACAACAACGCAUAUAUCUUGCAGGCAUCUUCGAAACAGGAUAUGAUAGAUUGGAUUUCCAAGAUUGAUCAAUUCUUUCAAGUCCAAUUUUUGGAUUAA